AUUCUCCCUCGAUCAACUGGCCCCCUACGUGAGCACUGCCUUUACAUAGCCACUUAUUUCGAACGUGAUUGUAACUUCUUUACCCUCCUCCCGUAUGCCUGCCUCCAGGCUCCCUCUUACGCUCGAAUCCGUCACCGUCCUUUUUUAGUCGCCUUCGGGAGUGCGAGCAAGUUUCCUCCCGCGAGCGCGAAGAGCGCGCGCGUACCAUGCAGGCACCAGUCUUCGUACCGGAUACCCUCAUAUCGUCGCCGGAUGGGUCUUGCCUGGCGACAGCUGACGAUUCCAACAUACAUUUAUGGAGUUUGAAAACGGGGAAAUGGCAAAAGACGUUAAAGGGCCAUUGUAAAUUGGUCAAUCAUAUCGCAUUUUCGCCAGAUGGUGUGCAGGUCGCAUCAGCUUCAGACGACGGCUCGGUGAGGGUGUGGGAAGUGGCCACGGGCGACUGCCGGUACAUACUUGGGGUUUCGGACGAAACGGCCGUCAAGAGCGUGGCUUUUUCGCCGAACGGGGCGCAAGUCGCGUCGGCCGCAAGCGACGAGAUGGUGAGGGUGUGGGAUUUGAGGACAGGUGACUGUCGACACACCCUACACACCUCUCCAAUCCCAGUCAGAAGCGCGGUAUUUUCGCCGGAUGGGUCGCGUGUGGCACUUGCCUUGAUGCCGACUUUGGGUCAAGACAGGCUGUUGAAGAUUGCGGAGACGUGGGCCUUACAGACGGACCGGCGCACAAGUCACUCUUGCCCUAUGGUCGUCCGCACAACAUACAACCCCGUCCUCGGUGAAUGCUCAUGUCUACCCGAGGCAACCUUUAGAGUUGUUUUCUCAACGGAUGGGUCUCGAGUCGCCGCAUGCAUCGACGAUAUAUAUGUGGCUGUCUGGGAUGUGCUAACGGGCGAGCUUCUUUUCCUUGUCGAUCCCAAUAUUGGUAUCCUCUGCACGGGAUUGGAGUCGCCGGACGAGUCUAGCAAAACCCUGCGCCUAAAGAUGCCAGCCGUGAGCAAAUGGGAUGCCCAGGCACAGAUAUUCCGUCCGAAAUACUCGCGCAGUGAUAUUCCCCUCGAAACGAAUGGGGUAGUUUUGUCGCCGGAAGGGUCACAGAUAAUAUUGUGCUUGUCCAAUGACAUAGUGCAAGUCUGGAAUAUCUCGACGCAGCAGUGUGUCGAGGGAACAGUCCCUUCAUCGGUAGUCACCCACGAGACGUCUCCGCCAGAUAAACUAUCUCAAUGGCAACUACACUUCAAGAUCCGGGGGGUGCACCAGGACGAGAUUGCCCACGCGAGCCGGGCCAUCCGCUUCGACGGUCGUGCCAAUUACCUCAAUUUGGGUUUCGUCCCGGACGGUACCUCUCAGGGUCACUCCACUCUCUCGCACACUCCCACUACGCUUGUCAAAGGCGCCAGGGCCGGAACGGUUUGAAUUGGCUUGUGGAGUUUCAAGAAAUACUGUUGACGUCAAACAACGAAGCCAGAAGCCGAGAGGAUGGACUCAGUCGAUCCGAACACCCCAUCGGUAAGAAGAGGAGUCAUGAUGAGGCCGGUUCGCACGGAAAAUGUCUUAAGGUGCACCACACUUUGCAACCAUCCUCUUCAAGCGAGACCAAAUGGAUGGCGUAACCCCGCCUAUCUAUCUUCCAUGACACCGUCUAGUCCUCUCAGCACCAACAAGUAGAGAUCGCAACAUUGCCUAUAACGACAAUCUCGAGCUACAAGACGUGGGACCUGGAUUUCAUUCGGGUAAAGAGACGCCGAAGUGGUGGGAAGGCACCAGCUCAGCAUUCGGUUGAUGCCAUUCAUAAAUGAGAGUACUACGGUCAAUCGGAACAGGAUAACCCAGCUUUAGUAUCCCUAUUACACUUUCGGAUACCAUUCUUUUCUUCUUGAACCGGCCUCCCUCACCGCCCAUCCACUUGAUGCUGGCUUGUCGUCACUGAACUCCUACACGACAAGUGACACACUCAACUAUAGAAGGAGCUCAUUGAGACGUUCCGACACCUCUAUAAACUUAGGCUCCUCUAACGGUUGUAUCACAGAAGGCCAGAAUUUCACAUUGUUGCCCAAA
Molecule: messenger RNA, 2057 nt
Organism: Cladophialophora immunda
Lineage: Eukaryota; Fungi; Ascomycota; Eurotiomycetes; Chaetothyriales; Herpotrichiellaceae
Exons: 1
Coding region: 207-1415 (402 amino acids)
Molecular function (GO): protein binding
Source: RefSeq, a predicted model, not a curated record